Molecule: messenger RNA, 6818 nt
Organism: Scomber japonicus (chub mackerel)
Lineage: Eukaryota; Metazoa; Chordata; Actinopteri; Scombriformes; Scombridae
Gene: arhgef1
Product: Rho guanine nucleotide exchange factor (GEF) 1b
Exons: 34
Coding region: 110-3382 (1090 amino acids)
Biological process (GO): intracellular signal transduction; G protein-coupled receptor signaling pathway
Cellular component (GO): cytoplasm
Molecular function (GO): G protein-coupled receptor binding; guanyl-nucleotide exchange factor activity
Source: RefSeq, a predicted model, not a curated record
GACACACGGCAACUUACGAACAGGAAACCUAUCAGACUCGGUCCGCCUGUGCUUUUCUGUGUCUUUGCGGGACCUUGAUUGACAGGUGCGGGCCUCCUCCUGUUGCGGUAUGGACGCCGAAGAUGCCCACUUCGGGUGGGGUUUGUCUGGGGCUCCGUGCUCUAACCCAGCCAUGAGCAUCAUUGGGGCUGAGGAUGAGGACUUCGAGAAUGACUUGAAGGAAGGGAAGGCAGGGGAAGACCUGAACUCAUACUUCAACAACAUAGAGCAAUUGAAGGAACACCCGGCCCACCUGCUGGUCUUCAUGCAACAUGUCAUUCUACAGUUUGACCCUGCAACAUUGCUGUGUUACCUCCAUGCUGACCUCUUCAAGACCCUCAAUGCCAAAGAGACCAAGAAGCAGUUUGUGGAUUUCAGCAACACCUUCUGUGAUAAGGGUGCUAUCCUCAAAGUGCAGAUGGUACCUAAUUUUCCUUAUGAUUUAGACCGGAUUCGACUAGAUCUGAGCAACGAGGACAUCCUAAGGCGUUAUGCUCAGGAUCUCCAGGCAACGCUGGUUCCUGAAGUGGCGAGACAGCUUGAAGACUUUAGGCAGAAGAGAAUGAUGGGCAUGACCCCCUGUGAGUCUGAGCUGAUGGAUGUGGAGAACCACCAUUCCACCGACCGCAUCCCUAUGGAGAUGAAGGAGAAGUCUGUAGCUGAGGUCAUGCUGGAAAAGAUGUCUGAGACACAACUUACAAUUGUCGCGGACGAGGAAAAAUGCCAAUCCAUCUUUUCGGCGGUGGCCUUCUACAUGAAGCACCUCGGGGUUAAGACUAGGACAGUUGACAGUAAGAAGUCCAGAGGAGGCUUCUUCAGGAGUAAACUGGUAAAGAGUAAGAAGGAUGAAUCCACUAAGACCAAGCAAAGGGGGGGCUUCCCUAGCAUCCCCUGGAUUGGAAGCAACCCUGAGGUCAAACCUAAAACGGAAACCGAAGCGGAUAAGGAGAAAGUCAAUCAGGAGCGUAAAGGACCAGUUCCCAGCAGAUCCUCCUUGACCGACCCUACAGCCCCUUCCGUCGGCAGCAGGAAGUCAGCUUCCAGUGGAGGCACCACCUCCGUGCCUGGGUUAGACAUCUGUGACAGCUCAGGGAACAACACCAGCAUGACCAACAACCAAGAGUCUUUAAACACCGAUGCUCUCAUUCGCUUAGAGCCUCCUACCUUGUCAGACCGGGGUGAUACGACCCCUACUGGGCUGGGAGGUGGGCUGACUGUUGGGGAGCCUGUUACACCCAGCGACACUCCCACAGAGGAGAAUCUGGAGAAAGACAGACGGAAGACAAGUAGGAAAGUGACACGUAGCGAGAGUGCUCGCGUGGACAGGCACUCCUCCCGGCGCCGCGGGUCUGCCCGGGUGAAACAGUCUCGCUCCCGUAGUGAUGUGGACCUCCAGCCGAUUGCUACCACACCUUCAACACCUGACUCCCUCAACCCCCCGCACCUCCAUCCUUUUGAAGGGACAAAUUUAGUCCCUGAGGGUCCCGGCCUGUCCCCCACCAGUCCCUCCCCACACCUGGAAGAGGUAGACCCACGCUUCCUGGAGUUAGAGCCGGACCCUCCUAGCUGGAGGGACCUGGUCUGCCCUGAAGCCCUGUCCCGUCUCAACAAGAAGGAGAUCAAGAGACAGGAGGUCAUCAAUGAGUUGUUUGCUACAGAACAUGCCCAUGUGCGGAUGUUAAUUGUCCUUCAGUCGGUCUUCUCCAGGCCAUUGGAGAAAGAGGAGCUCCUAUCUACCCAAGAGACUCACGCCAUUUUCCCAAACCUGGAUGAAAUCAUUGAAAUGCACAGUACCUUCUAUGAGAACAUGAAAAAACUGCGUUUGGAAGAAGGCUAUAUAGUCAAAUCCAUCAGCACCACAAUACUCAACAGAUUUGGUGGUACAGAGGGGGAGUGGUUUCAGAAACUGACAGCUCGAUUCUGCAGUCACCAGUCGUGGGCCCUGGAGCAGAUCAAGAGCAGGCAGAAGAAAGAUCAACGCUUCAACUUAUUUAUACUGGAAGCAGAGAGUAGACGCGAAUGCCGCAGGCUGCAGCUCAAGGACAUCAUUCCAAUAGAGAUGCAGAGACUGACCAAGUAUCCGCUACUGCUGGAGAAUAUUGCUAAGAACACAGAGGACUCGGCAGAGAGGGAGAGCAUAGAACAGAGUGCAGAGAGCUGCAGAAAGGUCCUCAACCAUGUCAAUGAGGAGGUCAAAGUGAUGGAGAACCUAUUGACUCUAAAGGACUACCAGCGCAAACUCGACACAUCAGGGCUCAAACCAAGCACUGACCUUUAUACUGAAUAUAAGAACUUUGAUCUGACUCAGAAGGUAAUGCUUUAUGAAGGCCCUCUGACUUGGAGAAUCACCAAGGAGAAGACUAUUGAGGUGCAGUGUGUGUUGCUUGCGGACAUGCUGGUGCUUCUUCAGAAGCAGGACGACAAGAUGGUCCUCAAAUGCCAGAGCAAGAGUAACAUAGCCGUGCAGGAGGGCAAGCAAAUGCUGAGCCCAAUUAUCAGGCUGGACUCAGCUUUCCCUCGUGAGGUGGCCACAGAUCGAAAGGCCUUUUAUGUGAUAUUUACCUGGGACAGCGGUGCUCAGAUCUAUGAACUGGUGGCUCAGUCUGUUGGCGACAGGAAAACCUGGACUGAAGUGAUAAAGUCAGCAAUGGAUGAUCUGAAGAAGAGUGGAGCAACUAUGAAGUUGGCACUGCCUCCUGGUGCUGUAGGUAGCAAUACUGCCCCGCUCAGUCCAUCAAUCCCGGACUCUCUGAGCCCGAAGAUACAUAGUCCCCUGAGCCCGACUGAGAAUGGAAGUUUAAAAAGCAGCAGCAGUGAUCGAGAUAAGGACAGCUUGCCGGGUGACAAGUCAGCAGUCCAGGAGCAAUUACUGACUCACCUGUCAGAUCAUGGCAUCAGCUUAGACAACCCCAAAAGCAAUGAGAAGGUGGCCGAUAGUGCUUUGGAUGAAGUCAUGUCGCUAAAAAGGCUGUUGAUCGGUAGCAUCAGUGUAUCAGAGGACUGGCAACUUGAUGAAGAAAAUGGAGAGGAGCAAUCAGAAAAGCCAAGUCAAGAAAUGGAUAGCUGUCAAUCAACAGAAGAACACAUUCAGAACACAGACAGAGCAGCAGAGGAGGAGAAUGAUGAUGACCCUUGUGAAAAAGAAGUUGCAGAGGCGGAUGGAGAGGAAGAGAAGAGCAUCAGUGCACCCCUGGUGUUGUCCCAGGAAAGGAUGGAGGAAGUGAGCAGGAAGCUUCAAAGUCUGAUGGAAAAAAUAAAGAAACUACAGACUGUUGAAGAAGACCACCACAGGCUGCUGGAGUCACUUUCCAAGUUCACACAAGAUGGGGCUGUCUUCCAGUAAGACACCAUCACACCACCUGCUGGCCAGUAUAGAUUCUUACUGGUGCUGGUUUGGAGUGCAAGAGUGACUUUUAGAGGUUUUUCUAAACCCUCAUAAGUCAUGCCUGGACCCUCGCUGCAUUAUUUGUGUCCCAGCUUUUUGCAGCCAUGCAGGAAAAACAGUCUGCCUGACGGAGGGGGUAGGGAGGGCUUUGUGGACAGUGCAGUGGUUCAGUGAUGGAACAUGGGAGGUGUGUGCAUGUGUAUGUGUGUCUGUUUGCGUGCAUGUUUGUCAGAGAGGUAUACAAAAGAAAAAAAGGAAAAAAAAAAAGAGACAUCCUACUUUUGAGUGGGAUUUUGUUUUUGCAGAAAGGUUGCCCCCCCCACCCCCCAAAACAAGAAGCAAUAUUUUGCCGUGAGAGAGAUGCUGCCUAACAAAAUGUAGUGAUUGUGAUCUGCUGUAACACACAUACGCACACCAGGGAAAUGCUCGCUAAGAAAUAUUUACAUUAUUGCCAAAAGCUUAUAAAUCAUAUGUUUUCCUGCCAAGUUAGCUGUACCAGGCAGAAACUUUAAGGGGCCAAAGUAGCUUUUGAAGAAGUAUUGAAAUACUACUGCUGAUAUACUGUAUGGUAUUCUAUCUUGUCUAUGCCAAAGUACAACAGAGAUGCACUUUUUUUUCUGAUCAAAACUAGUUCUAAACACCCUGUUAUUUUGUGAAAUGUAUUACUUUUACUCUAUAUUCAGUAUAGUUUUUGAACAGUUCAUAUAGGCGGCCCUCAUUUUGGAAACUGCAUGCAUUUAAGUGUGUGUAUGUGUGUUACAAAGUUUUUAAUUAAGAACAAUUUGUUUGGAGGGUUCUUACUGUAAUUACGUCACAUAGAAACAUUUAUAAAAAAUUGGCACUAUAGCUAAUCAUGCUGUUAAUAAUGGAGUCUUGUUUGUAUUUACUGCUUUUAUUUAUUCCUCUGAGUCCUGUUGGGUCAGUGAGUUGCCUCACCUGAGUGAAACUGUUACAGCACUGGGGAUAAAAAAGAUCGAGCAAUGUGCGAGAGAUGGAUAAGACACACACACAAAAAAGGCAAACUUUAAGAAUGUGAAAUAGAGAUGAAGGGAAGGUAGCGAGUGAAGAAAGAGUGAUUUAAGGACGGGGAGUGAGUUUAGAGGUUGUUGUUGUUGAUUUGGUUUAUUUGAAGCCAGCUUGAACCAGUCAGGAUUUGCUCUCUCUCCGUCCUGAAGAAGGAAGAAAAAGCAGAAUUUGAGUAUGUUAGUGUCAGAUACACACAGAUGAUUCACACUCAUACACCACCAAGCACUGAGAGGCCAAGCGCUACAGAGAUGUUCACAAAGGUCGCUCAGUGCCAGCAUCACUUCUGCUAGCAUGUUUGAUUGAAAUUUUUGCUGUGUCAGCUUCCCCUAGUGAAGAUUUACAGCUCCUGAUCCAAAACACAGAUUUUAGAUGGGGUUAUGAAUUGUAUAUGACGUUAGAUACAUGUGUUAUUAGUAAACGUUUCUGUUCUUCCCUGGUAGCAAUAUUUGUAUCAAAAUUGAGCUCUGUCUUUGUAUUUUAUUCAGCAGUUGAUUGUAAUUAUAAUUAUGACAAUAUAAUUUACGAGAAGUGGCAUAACUGUGGCCGUGCACACAGGACCAAAGACGUAACAAUGCACCGUUGGAUCCUCAUUCUUCAUGACAUGCCUCACCUGUAUAGAUGAUUACUCUCUCCAAACUCCCAACAUGUCAGCUUAAGUGAAGGGAUUUCAAAAGCACAUAGAAGAAUGAAAUAUUAGUUGUCAUGAAAAAAAAACAGGUUUUGAUUCUCUGAUGAAUGUAAAAGUGAAUACCAAGAUGAAGAAUGUUAGAUUGCCCUUGCCUUAUUAUGACCAAACUCACUUACACUUAAAGGGUGAAAGGAAUGCUUUCAUCAGCAACAAUUAUUGGAAAAGUUGUCUUCAGUACCUGUUUGUGUGAGUAAAAGCCAGUGUGACUGCCACAAACUCUGCUGUUCUGACCUGGAUAGAGGACUUGAUACCAUGCACUGUUAACCCCUCUGGUACAACACAUGGGACCCGUUACAGAAGCAGAAAAGGACAAGACAAUGAAGUCAGAUAAACAUACAAAGGAAACAUAGAAGGCUUGGAAGAAGGAAAGCUGCAGACUCAUUCCGACGCCGCUCUUAACAGUACUGUAAUCAUGAUCACUUCCUGAUAUGCAUUCUCAAUGUUGUUGCCACAACAACAAAAAUCCCCUCCGACCCUACUGAACCUCAGUAUGAAAUUAUGCAAAUCAUGGUGCCAAAAGUUAUUUAAGUGUCACAAAUUGCUUAAUAAGUUUACGUUUGAACAUUACUGCCAUGUGUUCCUGCGUCUUCCUCUUAGGAACUGUACAUAAAUGUUAGAUUAAAUGAAAAAAAUGUUUUAAAAAAAGUAUGAAAAGGUCCCCCUCUUGUUUUUUUUAAAGCGCGUUAGCUACAUUCACCUCUUAAUAACACCCUCACCUCUUGUAAUAGCAUGAUCACCUCUCCUACCACACAGCUUUACAAUAUGUUGUGUAUUUCAUUUGAUUUACUUUACUUUAACGGGUUGGGGAGGUUUAUGUUACUUUUCUUUCUUUUUUUGGGGGUCAUUGUUUAUCAAAAAGCUUUUGUAAUUAUGUACUAUGCAUUCGACUGUAACGGUGAGAGAGACGGGUCUUGUCUGUAACUUGUCUUCGCAUGAAUGAGUUCAACAAUUAUACAAAUAUUGUUUGACAUGACAUUGUGUUUGCUCUGUCUGUGCCAUGGCUCUCCAGUUUACCAAUGGGAAACAUUUAAAGACAUCAUCUCAUCCAGGGAUUUAUUUUUUUAAUUGUUAAAGUGCAGCAGGUGAAACCCAGUUAACACCAGCUUCCAGUGAUACUUUCACUCUUCACUUUGCUGAAUGACUACCACAGGCACUUACUGCUCUCUCUCGUCCAGAUGCUUUCCCUCAUGUAUUCUGUAUACAAAAUACUGAGCUGUAUAGAAAAUGUAUUUAUAGAUUGGUGCCUUGCUUUGACAAUCAAGUUGUUUUCUUCAUAAAGGGCUCCUAAGUCUACAAACACAAUCGCUUGUUAUGGUUUGGCUGUCUUUCACAGAGGACGGUGAAAUUGACCUCAGAGAGUGCGAGACAAUGACCAGAUUACUAAUAAGAACUGCAAGAUCAUCCCAGGAAUUUGGUUUUUGUGUCCAUCUCCAUUACAGCAAUAGGAUUUGAGCCCUCCACCAAUUCUGCCAGCCAGUUAUUGCCCUGUGUAAAAAAGACACUUCUCCUUGUCAUACAGGCAUCUGCUAUCUUGUUUAUCUAUAAACGAUGAAUAUAAAAGAACUAUACUGUGUAUUUGGGUUUUGAUUUUAUUGUGUAAGAGGCUCUUUAAUUAUGUAUACUUAAGAAAAUUUCUGGUACGUUUUUUAAUUCUUCAUUUUUUUUAAUAAAUUGGGGAAA